This is a messenger RNA of Styela clava, 1451 nucleotides long. Its product is annotated as aspartate beta-hydroxylase domain-containing protein 2-like. NCBI's taxonomy places the organism in Eukaryota, Metazoa, Chordata, Ascidiacea, Stolidobranchia, Styelidae. Gene Ontology annotation, cellular component: membrane. The record is from RefSeq and is a predicted model, not a curated record.
UAGUUUUGAAACAACGUUGGAAUAUAUUUUUCCUGAACAUAUUAUGUACUUCUCCAAAUAUCAGUUUUGAGAAGACCUGUGUUUUCGGUCUAGUGUUGCAGACACAGAUUUUUGACUACUGUAAUUUGUAUAAUACUAGCUAUGGAAAUAACCAGUUAUCACUGUUAGGAUAAACUAACAAAGACGGGAAUCAGGAUUACCAGAUCAUUCUAAAAGUAAAAACAACAACUAGCCAUCGGAGAUGUUUGGAUAGGAUGAACCAGAAUAAAAUUGGUGCAGUUGUUAAGUUCUCACGUUUUGAAAGUCCGACUUUGUUUGCAUUUUGCUUUGGUGUUUUCGUCUGGGAAGACCCUAAAAAUAUUACGUAUUAAACUAGUAAGACUUCUAAAACACUGGUUGAAUAAGCUAUCCGUCGAAUAACAUCGUUAUGGGAUCUUGGGAAUGGUCAGACAUUUUGACCCAGUUCGGCCAACAGUGGAGCCGUGUUUUAGGGAUUGGGCUACUUGUCCUUUUAUACAAACUAGGAUUAUUCACUGCGAAGCCAAGCAAGCUACACAUACAGUGCGACAGCCCUAGCUGUGUUCGCUGUCGAACAUACACUUCAAGAUCAAUGAAAUUUUUGCAUAACAAAUGGUCAAAUUAUAUCAAGGAUGUGCCUAAGAGCGAGAGAAUGAAAUUUCACAGAAUAACUGAGACAACGCGACAUUAUGAAGCGCAACCAGCGGAAGAGCACACAAUAUUUGAAUUGCAAAAUUUAUCAACACAGCCAUGUUAUGACCGUAAAUUCUUUGAAAACGACGUCAAAUUACUGGAAGACAAUUUCACUAAGAUUCACACCGAGUUUUCGAAAAUUUUUAAUUUCCGUGAAUCUAGCAACAUUCGGAAAGUGAACUCGACACCAUCGGGAAAAUGGAGUGCUUUCUAUCUUAUUAACCAGGGACAAGAGAUAAAAGACAAUAUUCAAUUCUGCCCGGACACAUAUGACGUAUUGAAGCAACUCCAGAAACUCAUGACUGGUUGCAUAUUUGGAAACGCCUGUUUUUCAGUGAUUGAACCUGGCACCAUCAUCUCUGAACACUAUGGACCAUGCAACAUCAGAGUGAGAUGUCAUCUGGGUAUUGAAGUUCCCCAAGGAUGUGAAUUAUUUGUGAAUCAUCAGAAAGUUCAGUGGCAAGAGAGUAAAUGCAUAUUAUUUGAUGACUCUUAUUUGCACUCCGUAAUUUAUCGCAAAACAAGUUGCACGGAUCAGCCCCGAGCAGUGUUUAUGGUUGAUCUUUGGCACCCAGACCUUACAUUUGAUGAAAUAAAAGGACUCAGAUUCUUACUUGAUCCAAGCAAGAGUAUCAAGUGACAUUUUGUUCCGUACAUUUUCGAAUUAUUAUCCAUAUUGCCUAAUGUUUAUUUUUAUGUUUAUUUUUUAUCUGCGAAAUAAAAUUAUUCAUUUAUUUAUA